AUUUUCCAAAAAACAGAAGCGGAAGCGGAACCUUGGAUGGGAGAGGAUCGUUCUCUCUGUUGUCAGCGGACGCAAAAGCGGAGUAGCCAUACAUACGCAGACGAGAGAGCGACGAUCCGCGGUGACUCCCUCGAACCCUAAAAGCUCGAACACUCCUCGUCAAUGGCUUCCCCCUUCACAAUCACAGCUCGUCGAACCCUAGCUUCGCUCCUCGCUCGAGCCCUCGCUUCCCCAUCUCCAUCCUCCUCCUCUCGCUCUCGCCUCUCCAUUCCUCUCCUCCACGCCUCGCCCUUCCCCGGGCCUGACCCGCUCGGCGUCCCGACCCGCCCCAAGACCUCCGGGUCGGGCUACUCGCCCCUGAACGACCCGUCGCCGAACUGGAGCAACCGGCCUCCCAAGGAGACCAUCCUCCUCGACGGCUGUGACUACGAGCACUGGCUCAUCGUCAUGGAGUUCCCCGCCGACCCCAAGCCCUCCGAGGAGGAGAUGGUCAACGCUUACGUCAAAACCCUAGCCUCCGUUGUCGGAAGUGAGGAGGAGGCGAAGAAGAAGAUUUACUCAGUUUGCACGACCACUUAUACCGGAUUCGGGUGCUUGAUCUCCGAGGAGCUCUCCUAUAAAGUUAAAGGACUACCUGGUGUUCUCUGGGUUUUGCCCGAUUCGUAUCUUGAUGUGCCGAACAAAGAUUAUGGAGGUGAUUUGUUUGUUGAUGGUAAAGUCAUUCACCGGCCGCAAUAUUGGUAUAACGAGAGGCAGCCAACGAGGCGGCCUCGCCCACGGUAUGAUAGGCGCCGUGAAACGAUGCAGGUUGAAAGGAGAGAUCCUGGAAACAGAGCGAGCUGGGCACAGAGCCGGCCACAGGCUGUUCAGCAGCAAAUGACUAUGGAAUCCCAGGGUUCCGCUCAGGUUGGAGGGGCAGGCGUCAACAUGGGAGAAUCAAAUACUGGAAGGACAUAAGAUGUUGUCGGCUUUAAUAUAUAACUGUCUUGAUGAAGCCCUCACGCAAAAUUUAUGAGAGUGGCAUGAAUGGAGGUUUGCCGUUGCAGACACGGCCUUGUCUUAUCGGAAUUUUUCGCUUGUCGAGAGGUUAGCUGUUUUGCUUUGGUCGCUACUCUUCCUAGUUAGAAAUAUACCGAAGGGAAAACAGAUUGGUGGACCUAGUCUCUGCUAAAUCGGCAAAAUUGGUGGAUAAUGUAUAAACAUCUACUGAAGUUGCAUAUGUAAUUGUUACUCUUGUUUCAGACAUCUGCUGCUGCUGGUGGUGAAGUCAUUUACAAUAUUAAGGUCCAUCGCUAGUUCCUUUCAUGGCAA
This is a messenger RNA of Syzygium oleosum, 1311 nucleotides long. RefSeq names its product multiple organellar RNA editing factor 3, mitochondrial-like. The record is from RefSeq and is a predicted model, not a curated record. Gene Ontology annotation, biological process: cytidine to uridine editing; mitochondrial mRNA modification. The transcript is spliced from 4 exons. NCBI's taxonomy places the organism in Eukaryota, Viridiplantae, Streptophyta, Magnoliopsida, Myrtales, Myrtaceae. Gene Ontology annotation, cellular component: mitochondrion. The coding region runs from base 163 to 957 and encodes 264 amino acids.